AUGUCUUUAUCAAGUCUUCCACUUGAAAUAUUGCUUUCUGUAUUUGAUUUCAUUCCCUUUCCAUCAUGUCAUUCUCUUCUUCCAAUUUCAAAAUCAUGGAAUGCUUUAUUACUACCGUAUUUAUCCCGAAAAUUAAAACAAUUGUUUGAUAAUGAGUUAGACUCACGAGAGUAUUGGAUGGUCAUUAUGACCCGUUCUGGAUAUUAUAAAGAAUAUAAAUAUUCGGGAGAUGAAUAUGAUGAGUAUUCAGUCAAUUAUCGCUAUGAUACCUAUGAUAAGUUUAUAGAAGAUAAAACAAUUGCAACAGACCUUCGCAUACACGUUUCAAACAUUCCCGAAAAUCAAAAUGAUACUAUUUUAGAAGAGUUCUCAUCAAGCAAAUCAAUGAGAGAAUUAUUACUUCGUUGUAACAUACCACAUUAUGCCAAUAUGAAUCAAAAUGAUGGUAGUGACAUAUGUGAAAUUUCAGAACACAACUCCAUUCCUGAAUUCAAUCCAGAUUUACCUUUUUUACUUUCACCAAAUAUUUGUUCCACCAUAUUUCCAGAAACAUUGGAAAGACUCGAUACUGAAUAUGAUACCAGCUACUCUGGUGAUAUUAACGGUGAACAUGAUCCACAGUGGAAAAGUUUGAAAACAUUUCUGAAUUCUCUAAAUUCUCUCAAACAAGGAGCAUUGUCAAUAUUUUCUGAACACACUGAGAACCGUGUUGAGUGGGAAUUGUAUUUUUAUUUGAUGCAUAGUCGAGAGUUGUGGCAUUUGGAAAUGACAGGCAGCACUAAUUCUAGUAGAUAUGCCUGUUACAAUGAAUAG
Naegleria lovaniensis is the source of this 813-nucleotide messenger RNA. RefSeq lists its product as uncharacterized. Bases 1 to 813 code for a protein of 270 amino acids. Gene Ontology annotation, molecular function: protein binding. The record is from RefSeq and is a predicted model, not a curated record. Lineage: Eukaryota; Heterolobosea; Eutetramitea; Acrasida; Naegleriidae. The transcript has a single exon.